CGCCGGUGCCCCCCUAGAGCCGGCGGACCGGGCGACCGCGAGGCUGGGGACGGGCGUGCGCGCGGCGGCGGACCCCGGGUGCCCUGCGGGGGGCGCGAUUUAAGGGCGAGCCGCGCGCGGUUGCCCUGGUCAGCGGGGUGGCCGCACCGAGCUGCUGACUCAUCAGGUGUCCGUCGGCUUCCGCGCGGGCGGGUUCGCGCGCGGGCCCACAGGGGAGGCGGCGGGGAGACCCUGCUGCGCGGUUUGGGCUCGCCACGCGCGUGCGAGCCCAGCGGAGACGUGCUGAGUCAUCAGCAUGAGGUCACUCGGUGCUCCUGCUGACGCUGGGCCAGGGCGGGGGGCCCGGGCCCGCUAUCGGCCGAUCUAGUCGGGAGGCAGGGCUCGAUCCGGGCGGUGAAGGUCGGGCCAGGAUCCGGGGUCGUGUUUAAGUUUGACGGACCUGUGAGUUGGAGGCAAAGGCUCUGAAGGAGGCAUUGCAGGGGCGCGCCGCAGGUUUCUCUCGGGGUGGAAGGUAAAGCCCCAGGCGUGCGCAUCCUUCCCAGGCUCUUGGGCUCCUGGCCCGGGUCCCACAACUGGGGCAGUUCCCCAAACCGGGAGACCGAUCGGUGUACGCCGAGGGGAGGAGCUUAGGUGGGCCGAGCCAGCUCGUCUGGGAAGCAAGCUUUCCUUCUGAGUGACCCUGAAUGGCCAGGCUGCGUCGGUCCUGGAUGGAGAAGACCUGGAGGCAGGGGAGAAGGUUCUGUGGCUUGAAAGAAGCUGGGGCAGCUCUAACCAGCUAAGGCGAGAAAAGGGUGGAUCUAGGCAGCUGGUGAGAGUUUUUGAGGUGCAACCAUGGAGCAGAAGAUGUAGUUCUAUUUAUCCCAAUUUUAUUCCUUUCAGAAGAGUUUGGGGUCCCACUGUUGCCUGGAGUUAACAAAAAGUGUGUGCCCUGUUGGGUGUCUGGAGACUCUUGGGAGGUGACAGCUUGUGGGGUGUGGCUGAAUGGCUGUUUACUGACUUAUCUGUUGUGAAGGCUCUUGAACUCUAUUCUGCUGCUUUCCCUGCCCAGGGAUUUGUGUCUAGACUGCUUACCUUGUGGUUUGUGCUAAGGGAUGUCCCCUUAACACUGAGCCCUGAGGCUGCUCAUAGGUGCAGUGUUUUUUCAUUUGGUGUGGAACUUGGCCCUAUGAAACUUCAAGGUCCCAGAAAAGUGUUAAGCUCUGGAGGCACUGUGCUUCAGCGAACUUAACGUUUUACGUUCUCUUCAAAUAACAUCAGUACCUGAAGGAGGGAAGACCUAAGUUGGGGUCUCCUGCAUUGAGGUUUACAAGCAAGGUUUAGCAAGGAAGGGUUCACUAUCUUGCUUGAGACUAAUGUCCAGAUUGUCCAGUGUGAGAGGACAGAGGUGCCCAAACCUUUUCUUUUCGGUCAGCCUGGAUGGGUGGUCCAGAGUCCCUUGGUGUCUUGAGUCUGUCCAUAGCUGUGAGUACUUGGAGGGCUGAGUUGGGAAGCAGCAGGUCCAGAUCAGCUUCUCUGAGCUUCUUCCUCGGGCCCUGGAAAGCUCUCUGAACUGUAUCCCUCAGCGCAGUUGUCCUCCAGAGCUGUCUGCCUGGUCACCGUGUGUCCCUAGGUUUGCAGAAGCCAGGCAGGUAGCUGGAAGUAUUGGCUUUCUUGAGACCUGCCCUUCCCCCUUAAGCACACAUGCAUAUGAACGCGCACAGGCACGCGCGCACACACUAGCACACGCACCUUUGAUCAGGAGGCAGUUGGCUGCACUUGUGCUGAGUCCAGGCCUUUGGUGGAGGUAAAAUCUGUUGAGAAGGCACUUUUCAGCUCCCAGCCGCCACACUCUGCACUUUCCUGUACGAUCUCAGGAAGUCACCGUUUUUUGAGCUCAGCAGUCUGUAUAAGGGAAGCUCCUGCCAGGACUGUCCCCUCACCUCGACUUAUGCUCCUAGUGUGAGUAUAGGGCCAACUUGUAAGAAAGACAGAUGCCCUUCAGACCUCUAGAUCUGAGUUCUACCUUUCUCUUUGAUUAAGCAGGACUGAUGCCUCUGAAAAUGCUCCUAAUCUAGUCCUGGUGAAGUACCUCUGGUUUGCUUGCUCUGUGUUUGCAUGUAGCCACACCUCCUGCUCAAGGCUAAGAGCAGUAGGGUAAAGCUGAUGAGAACAGCUUGGUUCCUUAGAUAAGAUGGACCAACUCCCCAUCCAGCACAUUUUUACCUGAAGUGCUCAUAGCCUUCAGCCUCCUUUCGAAACCUGCAGCAACCUCACCUCCCUCAUUUCCCUGCACCUAACCUGGAAAGGAGAGGAUGUACCCGUGGGACUGGUGGUUGUUAGGCUAAGUGGGGAUUCCCAGCCUAGGUACACAAAAAUGUCCUUGGCAAGGCUUUAGAAAGCUGAAAAUGAGAUUGAGCCCGGAGGGGCGGCUGACUGUAGGAGGGAGCUGUUUUGUUCCCUGGCCCUGUGGUCACUGACCCUAGGCAGAGAGCCAAAGACCAGCCAGUGACCCGAAGGGGCUGGCUCUUGCCUGCUUCCAGCUAACAGUGCUCUUCCUCUGCUAAUUGUGGGAGCCCUUGUGAAACACCCCGUGUCGGGUGGGGCAAGAGUACAGGAUGCUGCAACCAAGCCACAGGAUGGUUACCCCAUCUGUAAAGGAGAUGGACGGGGAGGACUGGAGGGGCCUGGGCUCUCCUCCCAGCUGGAUUGCCUGCUGCCUGGAAGGCUUGCCCCUCCUGCAGCCCAGACCUUCUAAUCUCUCUCUGCUCCCUUUGUCUUCUGCCUUCACACGGCUGCUGCUUCUUCCCUGGGAAAAAAAUCUCCCGACCUCCCACCUGGCUCUCUAGGGAAAGGGCCUUCUGAAGCAGCCAAGCUCAGGUCAGAGUGCCUGCUCACUGUGUCCCCCGGGUUAUGACGACCCCCAAUAAAGGAAACAAGGCCUUAAAGGUGAGUAGAGAGGCUGGGCUUGGGGUGCGUCGGGCUGGGCAUGCCUACUCUGCCGUGACCCUGUGUGCUGUGCCACUCCAGGUGAAGCGGGAGCCAGGUGAGAAUGGCACCAGCCUGACCGAUGAGGAGCUGGUAACCAUGUCGGUGCGAGAGUUGAACCAGCACCUGCGAGGCCUCUCCAAAGAAGAGAUCAUCCAGCUGAAGCAGCGGCGACGCACACUGAAGAACCGUGGCUACGCGGCCAGCUGCCGAGUCAAGCGGGUGACACAGAAGGAGGAGCUGGAGAAGCAGAAGGCGGAGCUCCAGCAGGAGGUGGAGAAGCUGGCCUCUGAAAAUGCCAGCAUGAAGCUGGAGCUCGAUGCCCUGCGCUCCAAGUAUGAGGCCCUGCAGAACUUUGCCAGGACCGUGGCCCGCAGCCCUGUGGCCCCGGCUCGGGGUCCCCUUGCUGCUGGCCUGGGGCCCCUGGUCCCUGGCAAGGUGGCUGCCACCAGCGUCAUCACAAUAGUAAAAUCCAAGACGGAUGCUCGGUCAUAGGGACACGUGCGGUUGCCAGGCAGGUCUUUGAGGGGCCACUAGAUGCGUGGCAAAGUUGGCAGCCCCGUCCCUCUUCCUUUCAUUUCCCUUCCUUUCUCCUCUCCCUUCCCUGUUUCUUUCCCUGCAAAGCACAACCUGCACCCAGGGGCACCGGGCUGAGCCCCUUGAUCAUCUUCGUCGUCACGCCUGUGUUUUGUACGUUGGGAUCGGUCAGUUCAACAGUGAUGUUGGGUUGCCCCUAACCCCUUUGUACCAAGGCUGUGCAGGCUAGGAGUCCAGAGUGGGCGCUGUGGGGUGGACGAGAGUGCACGUGGGCAAGUGUACUGGGCUUGGGGCUGCCCUUGUCUCCCUGGUGGUCUGCGUGGGACUUGAGCGCUUUCCUUUCAGGCAUCCAGUGGGCCUCUCAGCUUGAUCCGGAAGGAAGACAUGGGCUCUGCCCUGAGAAGUGAUUAUGUCUUGAAGCCCUGGGUGAAUAGGCCACCAGCCUGGGCACUGGGGCAGGAACCAUGGUGCUGGAGCCUGGCACAGUGCACCGGAUAAGACCGAAUCGCCGGUUAUGAGUGUGGGUGGAAGGUGUGUCUGUGUGUCCUGCGAUGGGUCCGGUGUCACUGUUUACAUGACCUGUUUGUGUGGUUAUAUAGCCCUUUAUUUAAAAGAGAAGUUCCUUUUACGGAGUUAUUAAAUUAUAUGUUUAAGAGCUAAAACGGAAAAAAAAAAAGCUGCAGAGUAUUUAUAAAAUUGUCUUAAAAAACAAAAACAAACAAAAAAAAAUUUGACCGUAUAAAUGGAAAAGGGAAGAAAGUAUAGUAGAAACUUUGCUAGUUUAAAAAAAAGAAUCCCUUUCUUGUAAACCUGGGGACAGCUCUGUGGCUGUUGGAGUUUAGUUUUUAUACACAGAGUUAUCAGACAUUACUUAUAAAACUUAGUUUAAAAAAAGAAAAAGAAAAAAAAAAAAAAAAAAAAAGCCAAGCUGCGAGCCCACCAGAGGCUGCCCUCUUUGAUAUCUCUUUUGCAAUUGUACCGAAAGUGACUUACUCCUUUGCCCUUCCUGCUUCCGUCUUGCCAGUGCUGUGGUGUUGUCCGUGCCUGGUGAGGUUUUGUGCAGCCGUCAAGUGCUGGUGCUUCUGGUGACCUUUGACCUGUGGCUGUCCCCGUGUCUUGUGUGUGUGUGCGUGUUUGUUUUUUUGGGUUUUGUUGUGGUUUUGCUUCUGCUGGCUUGCUGGACCCAGGCAGGACAUACUCCCCUGGGGCACCGGGGACUGCCUGCGGCUUACCUUCUGCUGCACUUCUCUGUUCCUCUGCCACGUGGUCCCUCUGAGCCUUGGCUUGGUGUUGUGGGUCUAGGGCUUGGGUUAAGGCAGGUGGCAGAGUAAGUGAAGUUGGGAGCUAUCGGCCCCCACGCUGCUUCCACAUCCACCACCUCUGGCCCUGGGUGGUGACAUUGCAGGGACCAAGGUGUCACUGUGGGUGCCCACAGGGCUGUGGCCUACCUGUCCUUGGCCGUCUUCCUUCUGCCCUGGGCUUAAUUCCUAUAGGCUUCGUUGGGGCCUCCGCCCCAGGGACCUCCCUUGUGGGUUGGGAGACCCGUCACUCACACGUUUCUGAAACCCCAUUCUGUGGGGUGGUGUUUCCCAGGCAGAUUGGUGGGGGGAGGGCGCCACCGGGGGCAACCAUUCUUUCCUGUGUCACUGUGAGAGCCUGGAGGCCUCCACCAUUGCCAGACAAGGGCUUUGGCCCCAGGGCCAGGUCUGUUCUUUCCCAGUGUCUGCAGCUCUUGACUCUGGGCCCUCAUUCAGCCUCCUUCAGGAUCUGCGUCUUCCAGGGAUCCGCUGUUCGACUUGGAGGUGCUUCUCUGCAGGUUCCAAGCCUGCCUCCUCACCCCACCUUUGCAGUGGAGGCUGCCCACCUUCCAGGCUUGGUUCAGGAAGCUCCUCAUAAGCGGAUACCCACCUGCAAGAGGCUACAUCCCUGUGUGGGUGGUCACAUGGCCUCCUGCUGACAUAGCUGGUGUCUUCUCUGUGGGCCCUGGGUCCCUGAAAAGCACAGAAAUGUGGUCUGGUGAAAGGAAAGACUGGCCUGACAGGCCUUUACCUCGUAGGCUGGAGGAUUUUCACUCAGUUUGACGCAGCGUGCAGGGCUCUGGGAGCAGGACCUCUGCCGCCCUGGUGUUUUGGUGGGCUGCUUUGGCUCAAGGUGCUCAGACACUCCCAGUGAUGCCUGAGUCGGAUAUGAGUGGGAAUCUGGACUGUUGAUUCUGAGUUACCAGGUGACCUCAUCCCCUCCCUUUUGUUCUGUGACUGGUAUCCAGAUGAGUUGCUGGUGCCGCCUGGCAGCGGAGCUGGCGUGGAUCAUGUCCAUGCCUGGAGGACGAGAGGCUUUCUGAGUGUUUGGGUACUGGCUGGGCUGCUGUGUAAAGCUGAGAAUGGCCCAGUGCUUAGGUCCAGCCUGCUGGGAGGAUGAGGAAGAGGAGGCUGCGGCUGGGUAUGUGUUAAACAGGAGUAGUAGGUCUUUGCUUCUGAACAGGAUAGAGCCAUGCUCAAGGCUUUCAGGUUGGCAGCAUCUGCUUCUUGAGUCUGGGGAACUUUCCCUGUUGAGCCAGCCCUGCAGCUCCACUGUCCCUUCCCCUUGAUAAUCCUGACAGUAAAUCCUGUGUCCAGUUGUGACUGUUGGCUGUUUCUCUGAUCAUUGUUAAUUCCGUUUUCCUACUGUGAGGGUGUUGUGUUCUACUUUCUGACACAGCGAAUGGAGAACAUGGGCUGAGGCCAGGUCUCCCAAACUUCUCCGCUAAGUAAACCAUAAUGUGUGACUUCCCUCCUACCUUGACUUUGCCUGACUCCUUCCUUGGACAUGGACACUCAGAUUUCAAAGAAAACUCACAGUUUCCUCUGUAGAGUAUGGUCCCAGAGAGUCCUCCCCUGCGUUGUGUGCAGCUGCUGGGUGUGGUGCCUGCCGUGCAGGGAGCCAGUGGCAACACUGUUAAGGGAUCACCACCAUCACCAGGCUUCCGGCAGGCUGGUCUCAGUCGUCUUUCAGGUCUGUGUGUGCUCUGUUAGCAGCAGCCUUGGUGAUCAGGGUCAGGGCUUGCAGCUUUGAUAAGCUACUUGGAGAUGGUGAGGCCACUUUCCUGCUACCUCCCCUUCUGGUGUGGCCACUUGGCCAAAGCUCCCAUCCGCAGCUGGGGUGUCUGAGCCACAGCCUGCUACACUGCUUCCGCUCUGGGAUCUUGAGUUACUUUUUAAGGCUGUGGUUUAGUGAAAGGAACCAACACAUUAACAAUCCCCCCCCCGACUCCCCCCUCCCCCCAGAAGCCACUGAGUAAUUCUUGGCAUGUUUUUUCAGUGCCAUUGGCCGCCUGGUUGGGGAGCAGUUGUGGAACAGAGAGCCAUGGGUUCACUGGAGCUUCUCACAGCUUGCCUGUUCCUGGCAUGUGUCCUGGGUGUGUGCUAUACCUGCUGGGCCAGCUUCACACAUAUGUACCCUGCCCCUGGAGCAACAGCAUUAAUAGCACGGGUGUCUCUGGAAAUGUGAGGUAGAGUGUUCUGGGAAGUUCCCUGAUAAGAUUUCCUUGUUCUCUAUGGCCCCAGUUGGGCUUUUGGCCUCUCCAGCAACUUUAUGCCCAAACCCCACCUUUCCUCCCAUUCUCUGUCUGCUAGUCUCUGAAGCCUUUAACCAAAUGGGAAUGGGUACAGAAAGCCUUCUCCUGGCAACUUAGGGCAACAGGACAAGGGCUAUUGUGUGUCCAGCUCUGUUGGUCUCCUGGUGCUGAGAGGUGUGUCCAAGCAGAGUUGAUCAGCCCCUGCCUGCCCUGCAGGGCUGAAGCCAGGGGGAGGUUAGUAGAGAGUACCCAAAAUGGGGUGAGGGUCCUUAAACAUCCAAGUGAGGAGAGGCUGUGGUGUGGCUGCAAGGUGAGACCCUGUCUCCUGCACCUGGGUAGGGCCAUCGGGGAUCUGGCUGCAAGGUGAGGCCUGGACUUCGCAUCAGUGGAGAGCGAUCAGUCACCUGGCCUCAGGAGGCAGCAGCCUUGGUGCCCACCCGUGCCCUGCGCAGUAUUUAUUGCUAAAUUAUUGUCCAGGAGGGGCGGCACUGGGCCUGGCCCCCCGGGUAUUUAUUGCUGUACAUAGUGUAUGUUUGUGAUAUAUAAGGUUUUCUUUAUUUUGUAUAUGAUCAAUAAACGCCUUUUAAAGAGA
Messenger RNA from Mus pahari (shrew mouse), 7646 nucleotides. RefSeq names its product MAF bZIP transcription factor G (gene Mafg). Gene Ontology annotation, biological process: regulation of transcription by RNA polymerase II; regulation of epidermal cell differentiation. Bases 2890 to 3459 code for a protein of 189 amino acids. Gene Ontology annotation, cellular component: nucleus. Gene Ontology annotation, molecular function: RNA polymerase II cis-regulatory region sequence-specific DNA binding; DNA-binding transcription factor activity, RNA polymerase II-specific. Lineage: Eukaryota; Metazoa; Chordata; Mammalia; Rodentia; Muridae. The record is from RefSeq and is a predicted model, not a curated record. The transcript is spliced from 3 exons.